Messenger RNA from Ostrea edulis (European flat oyster), 1280 nucleotides. RefSeq names its product multiple epidermal growth factor-like domains protein 10. The record is from RefSeq and is a predicted model, not a curated record. Bases 85 to 885 code for a protein of 266 amino acids. The transcript is spliced from 4 exons. NCBI's taxonomy places the organism in Eukaryota, Metazoa, Mollusca, Bivalvia, Ostreida, Ostreidae.
UGGUGUUCCGUAAGUUCAUCGCUUAAAACGAAAGUAAAUUUUUCGAAAAUCAAGGAGUUUCAAACAGCUACGAAUGGAAACAUUAUGGAAAAUUUAUUUUUGAAGUGUACUUGCAUUCUAUUUUAUUACAUAGAUAUGUCUGACGGCAAACUGUGUACAGGCUUGAACAGAUGUUGCUUUGGCUAUAGAUGGAAUGAAAAUCGACAAGACUGCAUAAAGUGUGAGAUCGGUUUCUAUGACACUACCUGUGGCAGCAAAUGUAAAUAUCCACAUUAUGGAGAAGACUGUCAACACAACUGUGAAUGUGACAACGAAACUUGCGACUUCGCAAUUGGAUGUUCAAAUUCAACUGCUGCUACAACUCAUUUCAACUUUGAGAGAAUAAGUCAGAAACCGACUACCAUAACUCCAUCACAAGAACAUUUCGGAGAUUCCCUUUUUUGGAUACCGGACUUCAAAAAUUUAUUCUUGAUUUGUGCAAGUAUUCUUGGUUUCGUGUUACUGCUGAACACCCUAGCAUUAGUGAUAUACUUGAGGAGAAAAUAUGAGAAGAAGAAAAAAGAGAAAAAAAGAGAGCAAAAUUAUGAAGAUUUGGAGGAUUUUCCUUGCAAUGUUUACAGUGCUUUGAAUAUGGAUGAAACAAAUCCGUGUUUUGAAGGAUCGGCGAUCGGAAAAAUCAGACUUUUAAACCAUAGAUAUGACAACAAAUAUACUCUUGAAAUUAAAACAAGACCUUUCCAACUAAAUCCAACCAACUGUGGUCUCACUGAAACUGUCCCUGUCAGUAAUAGUGCUCCUAGCCCUACUCCCAACGUUCAGGGGGAGACUGAAGGGAACCAGCAGCCAUCCGAGUAUUCAUCGUUGGAUGUACAUGUGAGGACGUAAAGUAAAUGCAUCCAACAGAAAAAUCUAAAAGUAAUUCAAACAUUAUCGUCAAGACAGCGGACUAGUAUCUGAUAGAUAGUAUGCAGAUUAUGAAGCUCUGAAAAACCUGGUUAUGUGUAAUGGUUAAGGUUCCUUCUAUAAUCAUAUGAAAUAUUAAUCUGAAUACACACGAAUUACCCUAUAACCGGUAUGGUUGUUCGUGUCUUUGGUCAUUUUAGUGUUUUGUAUAAUUUUUGUAUUUGACCUUGUAUCCUUGUUGUGGAUCCGACACUUAUAGGUAUUCUGGUGUUACACUCUAGAAUAAGCCAUAUCCGGUGUCAGUGAUACACAAUCUCAUUAUUGAUAUACACUUGCAUGUUAUUAAAAAUAUGUUGUUUAAACUAAAAUCUUUCCGU